Messenger RNA from Adineta ricciae, 987 nucleotides. The record is from the annotation of a GenBank genome assembly. NCBI's taxonomy places the organism in Eukaryota, Metazoa, Rotifera, Eurotatoria, Adinetida, Adinetidae.
AUGGGUGUCAUUUGGGAAAAAAUGAACACUGAUCCGUUAUCAUUCGAAGUAUCAUCUUCAAGACGACAUCGACAUACAAACACAGCAGUCGAAAGAUUGAAUCGUAAUAAUAUGGAUCAGCCACUCGAUUUGAGUAGACCGAAUUAUCCGCUGAAUACGAAGAAAAUGUUUACCAUUGAUUAUUUAACAUCCAAUCUUCCCAAUCGACUUCCAUCAACAUCAGUUGUGAAAAAAGACGCAUUCUAUCCAUACAUACCGCCACUGCAUCCCGUCGAAAAUCAUUUGAGUCAAAAUACUGUCAAGGUCACUCCUGAACGAAUUCAUUUCAAUUCGAGACUAAGUGAACAUGUAGUUCCAAAUGUGUGUAGUCCACCAUUGACGAGUUCGAACUUGGAAACGGUUAAUGGUGGCCAUGGAAUAAAAAAUCCUCUGUUUGAUUGUGCAACCGAAGCAUUACAAAUUAAAUAUGCUAAUGCUAUAAAUCAUGGCGAAGAAUUCGUCUGCGGUUUGUGUACAAAAACAUUUAAACUACAACGACUCUUGAAUCGUCAUUUAAAAAAUCAUAGUCAAUUAAAACGAUACUUAUGUACAUUUUGCUGCAAAGGAUUCAAUGAUACAUUCGAUCUGAAACGACAUACUAGAACACACACAGGUGUUCGUCCAUUCAAAUGUGAUCAAUGUGAUAAAGCGUUUACUCAACGUUGCAGUUUGGAAUCUCACCAACGUAAAGUUCACGGAUUAAGCCAUAAAUUCGGUUAUAAAAUCCGUCGCAAUAAACUCUACGUUUGUGAAGACUGUGGACAUACAUCCCAUGACCCAACAAAUCAUUAUGAACAUAUCAAAACCAUACAUCCCUAUUCUCCAUUAUUAUAUCGAUACUACGAUAAACGACAAUUCAAAUUCGAUUCUAAUUCAUCGUCUUCGUCAUCGAAUAAUAAUACUCUAUCAGAAAGAUCAUCGUUGAAGACUGAUAUGGAAUCAGAUUAG